AUGUCUGGACGUGGCAAGGGAGGCAAGGCCAAGACCGGCGGCAAGCAGAAGUCGCGCUCCGUCCGCGCCGGACUCCAAUUCCCCGUGGGACGUCUGCACCGUCUUCUCCGCAAGGGCAACUACGCUCAACGUGUCGGAGCCGGAGCCCCCGUCUACCUCGCCGCCGUCCUCGAAUACCUCGCCGCCGAGGUGCUCGAGCUGGCUGGCAACGCCGCCCGUGACAACAAGAAGACCCGCAUCAACCCCCGCCAUCUCCAGCUCGCCGUCCGCAACGAUGAGGAGCUGAACAAACUCCUCAGCGGUGUCACCAUCGCCCAAGGAGGUGUCCUGCCCAACAUCCAGGCCGUGCUCCUCCCCAAGAAGACCGCUGGAGACAAGGAA
Molecule: messenger RNA, 381 nt
Organism: Mesorhabditis spiculigera
Lineage: Eukaryota; Metazoa; Nematoda; Chromadorea; Rhabditida; Rhabditidae
Source: the annotation of a GenBank genome assembly